GUAUAUGAGCGCGAGCGGCGGGAGCCCGCUCCUUCCACCGCCAGCCGCUCCUGAGUCACCGCCGGCCCCGGCCCGCGCAGGGUUUGAAAUCUAGCAGAAUGGCAGACAUAGACAACAAAGAACAGUCUGAACUUGAUCAACAGGAUAUGGAAGAUGUUGAAGAAUUAGAGGAAGAAGAAACUGGCGAAGAUGCCAACAGCAAAGCUCGACAGUUGACUGUGCAGAUGAUGCAAAAUCCCCAGAUUCUUGCAGCCCUUCAGGAAAGACUUGAUGGUCUGGUAGGAACAUCUACAGGAUAUAUAGAAAGCUUGCCUAAGGUUGUUAAAAGACGUGUGAAUGCCCUCAAGAACCUUCAAGUUCAGUGUGCACAGAUAGAAGCAAAAUUCUAUGAGGAAGUUCAUGAGCUGGAAAGAAAGUAUGCUGCUCUCUAUCAGCCCUUAUUCGACAAGCGAAGUGAAAUCAUCAAUGCAAUUUAUGAGCCUACAGAGGAAGAAUGCGAGUGGAAAGCAGAUGUUGAAGAAGAUAUUUCAGAGGAAAUGAAAGAGAAAGCCAAGCUUGAAGAGGAAAAAAAAGAUGAAGAAAAAGAAGACCCUAAAGGAAUUCCUGAGUUUUGGCUGACAGUAUUCAAGAAUGUGGACUUGCUCAGUGACAUGGUACAGGAACAUGAUGAACCUAUCCUGAAACACUUAAAAGAUGUGAAAGUGAAAUUUUCAGAAGUUGGACAGCCUAUGAGCUUCACAUUAGAAUUUCAUUUUGAACCGAAUGACUACUUCACAAAUGAAGUUUUGACAAAGACAUACAGAAUGAGGUCAGAGCCGGAUGACUCUGACCCCUUCUCCUUUGAUGGACCAGAAAUCAUGGGGUGUACAGGUUGCCAAAUAGACUGGAAAAAAGGAAAGAAUGUUACUUUGAAAACCAUUAAGAAGAAGCAGAAACAUAAGGGUCGUGGAACAGUUAGAACAGUGACAAAAACCGUUACAAAUGACUCUUUCUUCAACUUCUUUAGUCCUCCUGAAGUUCCUGAAAGUGGAGACCUGGAUGAUGACUCUGAGGCAAUCCUUGCUGCAGACUUUGAAAUAGGUCACUUCUUGCGCGAGCGCAUAGUGCCCCGGUCGGUGCUGUACUUCACAGGAGAAGCCAUUGAAGAUGAUGAUGAUGAUUAUGAUGAAGAAGGUGAAGAGGCAGAUGAUGAGGAGGGGGAAGAAGAAGCAGAUGAAGAAAAUGAUCCUGAUUAUGACCCAAAACAGAAGGAUCAAAACCCAGCAGAAUGCAAGCAGCAGUGAAGCAGUGUGUAUGUGGCCUUGAGGAUUACCUGCACUGUAAUAGCCUAAACACAACUAUUAGUUACUUACAGCCUUAUGUUUUGUAUCUUGGUAGAAUUAAGUAACCAUUUUGUUAAAAAGAAUAAACACGUAAGAACCAGUUUAAAAUGUAGGUUCAACCUGCCUAGCAUCUGAAGAGCCUAAUUUUCUGCCAGUAACGUAGAAUGCAGUAAAUCCCUUAAAGCAUGAAUGUUGAUUCAUUGCUACAUAGUUUGAUUCUUGUGAAGUCUUUGUCAUGUAGCUAUUAGACUGCAGCUGUGAAGAUUAUCAGAACUGUUAACUGAGACCAAUCUUUGUUUAAACCAAUCUUUGUUGAAGAACCAACCAAAGUAUUUCUCAGCCCAGUAGUCGGAACGGGUUUAAGUCUGCUUGCACUAGCUGUGCCUUCAUUACUUUGUUCUAGCGAUGGCAGUGACCUGUACUAACCAGGAGAUGAUGAUGAUGAUGUGUUUUGAGUUUGACUCCUUGAGAAGACUAAGUAGAGCUUGUUGACUUUCCAGCAAGACCACAUUAAACAUUCAUGACUGUCGGCUUGUUUAUGCUAUGGGGUUUGUAUUUUUGUGACAUAGUGAUCUACAAGAGAAACCUAGUCAUGAGGUUAUUGUUUACCACUGGGGUGUGAAUAAAGCCUAGUAUUUUCAGAA
Pogoniulus pusillus (Red-fronted tinkerbird) is the source of this 1966-nucleotide messenger RNA. It is a transcript of the gene NAP1L1, whose product is annotated as nucleosome assembly protein 1 like 1. Gene Ontology annotation, biological process: nucleosome assembly. The record is from RefSeq and is a predicted model, not a curated record. Bases 99 to 1283 code for a protein of 394 amino acids. Gene Ontology annotation, molecular function: chromatin binding; histone binding. Gene Ontology annotation, cellular component: nucleus; chromatin. The transcript has 15 exons. Lineage: Eukaryota; Metazoa; Chordata; Aves; Piciformes; Lybiidae.